AUGCAAGGCGAACAGUCCUAUCUAUGGAUUAAUAAAAAUCAGCAAUCGACCUCGCUUUCGACGAGCAAAGGUCGAGAGUCAGCAUUGGUCAAUGGCCAUGCUCAAAGGGUAUCUGCCAAAAACCGAAAAUAUCGCAGUGCUAAAAUCGUACCAUCCAAAUUCAGUCGCCUGGCCUUCAGGGCUAUGCCGGGCACCGACGAUGAGACUCAAAAUCCUACCCAGAAAAACAAGAAGGUCGACAAACAGCUGCGCCUAAGUAUAUCUGAAUCACCAGUGGACCCAUUUCGGGUGACAACCCUGAAUGUCGACGAGCAUUCCGGACAGCUUUUGACCUUCCACGUCGCGUGGUGGAGAUCGGUUGCCCCGGACUGGAGAACAUGGCAUGAGGUCGAUCUGAAGCAGCCAGCCGAUGCCGUCAUGAGCCAGAAGUGCUUCAAGAGCCCUCUGUAUAUGCUCACAACCAUCACAUUUACAUCGAUCCAGAUGCAAGUCUUGAAACUCCCAGGCAGUCGUACCGAUGUAACCGAGGCGUUGCACCUGAAAACAAUCUUAGCUCUCAGAGAGGCACUGGUCAAAGGAACUUACUCUCCCAUGCAGUUUGUAGAAGUGUUAUCCUACUUGUGUCUCACGGAGGUGUUCAAAGGUGACUUUACUGCGGCAAGGGUACACUUGAGCGCAGUGCAACACUUACUCGUUCUUGUGGGAGGUAUUUCCAAGGUACUGAAUCAUAUCAGCGAGAUGAUUGUUUUCACGGACUAUUACCUUGCCCUUUCAACUCUUGGGCAUCCAAUUCUGGGACAUCACGCCAAUUCUGAUGAUGCCCCACCAGUGUCAGCAUCGGACAUGGCUAGUCAAUAUAGCGAUUCGCUCCUGCGUACUGACUGGGUUGUGAAGCUUCCGGAAGAGGUUCUCGGUACCGCUGUUGCACAGUUGUUGUUCUGUACCCAGACUCUUCAACAGGCAUGGACAAAUAAGGGUAGCAUCAUUAAUGGAUACUGGGUACGCAAGAAGUGCGUAUCAAUUCUCAUCUGUCUUCUUGGGGCAUGGGACAUUGACAGUAUGCCUUCGCAAAAGUCGGAAUUUGCCCGAGUCAGCAUUAUCCUGUGGACAGCCUUUGUCCUUGCAACCACACUUGACACACAAGGCGCCAAGAACUAUAUCCCGACAUUCGAGAGUGCAACAAUCAAAAAAUAUCAAUCGGUUGGUAUGACCAAGGUGUCGGUAGCGCUGUUGAAAUGGAACAAAGUUUUGACGCAUGACUACGGGGUCGUUCCUCCUGGUCUUGAUACUCUGUUAGCGAUCUUGUCCAUGAUACCAAACGAACUGGAAGCCUCAGGCGGUGUGAAUUUGAGCGAGCUAAUGAGUAGCUUCUCGACUUUGGAGCAACGAAAGCGAUUAGAGAAGGCUCUAGUGUAUACACGAGCACAAGCUGAACGUUCACUCCGGUUUCGGGUGUGGUGUACCUCAAUCUUACUGUGCUAA
This is a messenger RNA of Exophiala bonariae, 1482 nucleotides long. RefSeq lists its product as uncharacterized. The transcript has a single exon. The coding region runs from base 1 to 1482 and encodes 493 amino acids. The record is from RefSeq and is a predicted model, not a curated record. NCBI's taxonomy places the organism in Eukaryota, Fungi, Ascomycota, Eurotiomycetes, Chaetothyriales, Herpotrichiellaceae.